GAUUUUGAAAGGAAUAAAACUUUUAUCCAUGACUUUUCCCCCCUUUUGUUGAGAAAAUUGAUCUCACACCCUUUCUCCAUUUCUCCACUAUAUGGUGUUCUUAACCAUAUUUAGUAUUUUCUGAAAAACUAUUUGUUUUUUAUAAGUAAAUUAACCAUAUGUUAUUUAUUCUUCCAUAAGUAAAUGGACUGCAGUAAUUAGUGCAUUUUGAGCUCUAAUAAGCAUAGAAGGGCUGAGAAUUUACUCUAAUUAUUAUUGGACUUUCUAUUGAUUGUUCCGAGUUGUCUCCUUUUGAGCAAUAUUCAGAUUCUCAUUAAUGUGCUAUUUCUAGGUUAACUGUUGUGGAGGUACAAGAGAAGCCUUUUGAAAUCAUUGUUUGAUUGGUCCCAAACCAUAGGCAUUAGUGAUUGGCAUUCUAUUAUAGAUUUUAUUGAUUCCCUUUCUUUUCAUUUAUAACGAUUGGAGCUUGUAAUCUUAAUGCUGUGUUCACAUCUAGUGUGCAUGAAAGUACUCUCUCUCUGAAUAAAUUUUUAUUACUUGUAGGAAAAUAUAUUGUGUUAUAAUGUAAAAAUACUAUUCAGGAAUUGAACUGAAAACGUGAUUGAACACAGCAAAAACAUGGGAGACCAAUCUUCCUGAAACUUAACCAGCGACCUCAAAGAGAGUAUAUGCAACUUUUGAUACCUGACAUGAUGAAAGUUUCUAUUUAUGCACCAUAUUUUCUUCUGUCAAAAUAUUUUUGUAAUAACUUUUUUGGCUGGAAGAAUUUUGAAACAUGGAAAUACCAGGUGGAGUUUUUACAUUUCUAUGAAUUUUUUUUCUUUGAUAAAUACAUGUCUAUGACAUUGUUGCUUUGGUUAAUAUGAAAUGAAUAAUUAGCUAUCAUGAAACUUGAAGAGAAGCAUAGCAUGUUUCAAUUGAUUUUUGUUACUGGGUUGUGCUGCAAGAGGGUAUUGUUAAAGUGGGUGUGUGUGACAUACAUACAUGUGUGUAUGUCUUAUUGGAGAUAGAUACAUAAUGGUGCACGUAAACAUUUAACUUUAUUUAUGAAACUCAUUCCUUUUUCAGGUUAAUAACAAUAUGACUGGAUGGGAUUGAUUUUUACGUAACUGACAGUUUUGGUGAAGGGUUAUAUGAUUCUUGCAAGGAUGUAAAGUUUGGUACCAUGAAUUCUCGGGCUAUACAAUUUAUUGGUGCUGGUGCUCAAAAUUUUAAAGGUGGCUGUUGGUGAUGUUAUGUAUAUUGAAGCAAAUAGUGGAGCAGUAAAGAGGGUGGGCAGAAGUGAUGCUUUCGCUACAGAAUUUGACCUUGAAGCAGAAGAGUAUGUUCCACUUCCUAAAGGAGAGGUUCACAAAAAGGAGAUAGUUCAGCCGACCCAAGGAUGAUAUGGCUAGAAUUUAAUGCCUCUUAAGUUGGUUGAACUUAUCAGCUUGUGACUCUUGCUGGCUUAAUACAAAGAUGCUAGCAAAACUUCAUUUAAAUCCUCGACAAGACUAGAAUGUAUGAUGCAAGACUAUCCAAAAACUUUGCCUCCAUCAGCAAGAGUUGGAUUUACGGUGAUGGAUGCAUGGCUUGCUUAUCCACCUGUGAAGAACAACCCUGAGGAUGCUGCUAAGAGGGACUGAUAUGAACUGUCCUCAUGGCAUACCUGUCGACUUGUUGGACCGGUUGGUUAUUAUCCGAACACAGACUUAUGAUGUUGCUGACAUGAUAAAGAUUUUGGCUCUCCGUGCAAAUGUGGAGGACCUAGUAAUAGAUGACGAAAGUUUGGCUUACCUGGGUGACAUUGGUCUACAAGCAUCCUUAAGGAAUGCAGUUCAGCUGUUAUCGCCCUCCACUAUUAUGGCAAAAAUGAAUGGCCGUGACAAUAUCUGCAAGGCGGAUAUUGAGGAAGUGAAAGCUCUCUAUGUGGAUGCAAAGUCUUCAGCAAGACUUCUUCAAGCAUUAUUUAGGUAAAAUACAUUUCAUGAAAAUUUUUAACAAUUUUCCCUGAAUGUCAAAGGUAGUCUGGAUUUGGAAGUAGCAUUAUUUAGGUUCGGUUAGCUUCUCUCUCGUGGGUUUUGAAAGAGCAGGAGGUUUUGGUCAAAGACUUUGGCUUCGUUGAUAAUUAAUGUGUGUAAAGGCGAAAUGUUUCAGAAGUGUUUCAAGCUACAGGAAAUUUGUAUUUGUCACAUGAGUAGUGUCAUGGUUAUGCUGUCAGCAGCAAUGCUAGUGGUGAAACUCUAGUUGUUGCACCAUUCUGUUAAUGAAUGCAUCGGUGUAUGGAACUAAGCUUUCAAAUACACUUCAUAUUUACCCUGGAAAAGUACUAACCCAGUUAUGUGAUGAUCACUAAUUCUUUA
Molecule: messenger RNA, 2342 nt
Organism: Quercus lobata
Lineage: Eukaryota; Viridiplantae; Streptophyta; Magnoliopsida; Fagales; Fagaceae
Product: ruvB-like protein 1
Exons: 9
Coding region: 1606-1956 (116 amino acids)
Molecular function (GO): ATP-dependent activity, acting on DNA; ATP binding
Source: RefSeq, a predicted model, not a curated record